AGUCGAUCACAACAUCCCUAAUUUUAGGCCCUGCGUCUUAAAUUAUCUAUGAUAGUCCCCGUAGAGUUUAUAAUAGCUGUCAUAGAGCUGAGCCUUUUAACUUCCACUAUCACGAAGAUUCACUCCCCCAAAGCCCCCUUCGGUCUUUACCACCUCACCUUCCUUCAAAAACUCGUUGAUCGUGAUGAUUUUUGCUCUCCCAUUGCUAUUUGGUUUCGGCGUUUCCUCUACGUCAGGAUUUUCUCUACUUUCCAACCUGAGCAUUUUGUCAAGUUGUAACUUGUCGCAUGCAGUCUUGCAAGUCCCCGCGAACCAGACGCAAUUGGUUGCCCCUACUUUUGCCCCGAACUUCAUCGGGAUGGGUGUUGGUGUCCAGAAUUACAGCUGCAAUGCCACUUCUUCCACAUAUGAGUUAGUUGGCGCCGUUGCAGAAUUGUUCGACGUUUCGUGCCUGUACGGCACUCCAGCCUUCGAGUCGACCCCCGCACAGACCUAUACGGCCUGGAAUGCUUCGUCUGCGAUCACAUCGCAAGAAAUUAUAGGAACAUUGUCCCUACUUGAAGCUCCGGUGGUCCUUGGCCAGCAUUACUACGUUGCAAACCCUGUCGGUAGUGGACUUUCGCCCAAGUGGGAUUUCACCUCAUCCGGAUACACAACAGGCAAUUCGAAUGCAUAUAUGAUUGGUGUCAAAAAAGGAGACAUCCCGAGUCCAGACACCGAGGUGAACAUUGAUAGUCUGGAGGUGGCUAAUGUAAAAGGGGGAUUGGCGACGACGGUAUUCCGUGUUAACAACAAUGGUGGGCAGCCUCCCGCAACUUGUACGCCUGGGACUGCACCGAUCGCUGUCAAAUAUGUCUCGCAAUAUUGGUUCUUUGGUGGUUCUGUCACACCUGAAAGCUUGCCGAUAUAAGCUGGUGUCUGAUGCCUUUUAUUGAUUCAAGCUACGUUUGGCUUUCGGGACUUUGAGGGUGUUAUGUAUAACGUUGUGUAGCAUCCAUGGACUUCUGAUUUAACUGUGUGGUGCAUGUAAUUCCUAAUAAUCUCAUUGGAGUUACUAUAUUCAAACUGUCCUUGUCU
Messenger RNA from Serpula lacrymans var. lacrymans S7.9, 1077 nucleotides. RefSeq lists its product as uncharacterized. The coding region runs from base 185 to 910 and encodes 241 amino acids. The transcript has 3 exons. The record is from RefSeq and is a predicted model, not a curated record. Lineage: Eukaryota; Fungi; Basidiomycota; Agaricomycetes; Boletales; Serpulaceae.